GCACGCCGUCGCCACCGACAGCUCUCUCAAGCUACACCAUGGCCAUCCUCAGCAGAUUGAUCGUCGCCGCCCUGGCGCUGUCGCCGGCGUCCGGCUUCGUCGGCCCGGCGUCGGUCCGCGCGCCGUCGGCGCUGAACGCGGCGACGAUCUCCGCCAAGGAGGUGCAGAAGCUGCGCAAGGACUCCGGCGCGGGCAUGAUGGACUGCAAGAAGGCGCUCGUCGAGGCCGACGGCGACUUCGAGGCGGCGUCGGAGUGGCUCCGCGUCAAGGGCCUCGCGUCCGCCGCGAAGAAGGGCGAGCGCGCGACGAAGGAGGGCCUCGUCGAGACGUACGUGCACACGGGCGGCAAGCUCGGCGUCAUGGUCGAGGUCAACUGCGAGACGGACUUCGUGUCCAAGGGCGAGAAGUUCCACGAGCUCGCCAAGAUGCUCGCCAUGCAGAUCGCCGCGUGCCCGGCCGUCGAGUACGUCAAGCCCGAGGACAUCCCCGAGUCCGCGCGCGACGCCGAGCGCGCCAUCGAGAUGAAGAACGAGGACCUCGAGGGCAAGCCCGAGGAGAUCAAGGUCAAGAUGGUCGAGGGCCGCGUCAACAAGAUGUUCAAGGAGAAGAUCCUCCUCGAGCAGGCCUACAUCAAGGACCCGCAGAUGACCGUCGCGGACUUCGUCGCGUCCUACGUCGCCGUCCUCGGCGAGAACAUCCAGGUCACGCGCUUCACCAAGUUCAACCUCGGCGAGACGGGCGGCGACGACGACGAGGAGUAGGCGACCAAGCCCCGACCCGCCCCCGACUAAAACCGC
Messenger RNA from Aureococcus anophagefferens, 797 nucleotides. RefSeq lists its product as hypothetical. Gene Ontology annotation, cellular component: mitochondrial matrix. NCBI's taxonomy places the organism in Eukaryota, Pelagophyceae, Pelagomonadales, Pelagomonadaceae. The record is from RefSeq and is a predicted model, not a curated record. Gene Ontology annotation, biological process: mitochondrial translational elongation. Bases 39 to 761 code for a protein of 240 amino acids. Gene Ontology annotation, molecular function: translation elongation factor activity; protein binding. The transcript has a single exon.